CCCACCCCGGGGAUCCUGGUUUAGAAUGUUAAAAGAGUUUCCAGAGUUCUCCGAGGUAAACUUUCCCGAGCGAGUUCGGCGGUUGCUCGCGGGUGGCUGCGGGCCGUCAUGGUUUCUCCUCGGACUUGCGUUCACAAGCUGGGCUCGACGCUUCCGUUGCUGUUGGUGCUCUGGGAUCUCCACUACGAGGGAGUACAAUGUGGCAUAAAUGCAGAAGUAGAAAAGCAGCUUGAAUUGGGAAAAAAGCUGCUGGCAGCUGGGCAGCUGGCAGAUGCUUUGUCGCAUUUCCAUGCUGCCAUAGAAGGAGAUGCCGAUAACUACCUUGCUUAUUACCGAAGAGCCACAGUAUAUCUAGCCAUGGGCAAAUCAAAAGCUGCCAUUCGUGAUUUAAGCAGGGUAGUCGAAUUAAAGCAGGAUUUUACAUCGGCGCGACUACAAAGAGGCCAUCUGCUGCUUAAGCAGGGAAAGUUGGAUGAAGCUGUAGAAGAUUUUGAAGGCGUGCUCCUGUCUCACCCCAGUGAGAAAGAAGGAGGAGAAGCCCGCGCUCAGUUGUUGAAGUCAGAUGAGGCUCGGCGCCUGCGUUCCCAAGCACAGUCUGCCUUUCUCGAAAAAGAUUACCACACUGCUAUCACUCUCUUGGAUAAAAUUCUGGAAGUUUGUGUUUGGGAUCCGGAUAUGCGAGAACUUCGAGCUGAAAGCUACAUUAAGGAAGGAGAGCCUGGGAAGGCUAUCAAUGACUUGAAGGCUGCUGCCAAAUUGAAGAGUGAUAAUACUGAAGCUUUCUAUAAAAUCAGCACAAUAUACUAUGAAUUAGGGGACCACGAAAUGUCUCUAAGUGAAGUGCGGGAAUGUCUGAAACUGGACCAAGACCAUAAGGAGUGCUUUUCUCACUACAAGCGAGUAAAGAAGCUCAACAAGCAGAUUGUUUCAGCAGAAGAGCUCAUCAAAGAAAGAAGGUAUCAGGAAGCCACUGAGAAGUAUGAAGCUGUUAUGAAGAUGGUGACAAAUGUUCCUAUCUACACUACUCGAGCCAAAGAGAGAAUCUGUCAUUGCUUUUCAAAGAAUCAACAGAUGACAGAAGCCAUUAAAGUUUGCACAGAAAUUCUGCAGCUGGAGCCAGAAAAUGUAAAUGCCCUCAAAGAUCGGGCUGAAGCAUACUUGCAAGAAGAAAUGUAUGAAGAAGCUAUCCAGGACUAUGAAACUGCUAAAAAAUACAGCGAUAAUGACCAACAGAUUCUGGAAAGCCUUGAGAAAGCCCAGCGGAUGCUCAAGCAGUCUCAAAAGAGGGACUACUAUAAAAUUUUAGGAGUUAAAAGGAAUGCCAGGAAACAGGAAAUCAUAAAAGCCUACAGGAAGAUGGCAAUGCAGUGGCACCCAGAUAAUUUUCAGGAUGAAGAAGAGAAGAAGAAAGCAGAGAAAAAGUUUAUUGAUAUUGCAGCUGCCAAAGAAGUCCUCACAGAUCCAGAAAUGCGGAAGAAGUUUGAUGCAGGAGAAGACCCAUUGGAUGCUGAGAGCCAGCAAGGGGGAGGUCACCCUUUUCACCGAUCUUGGAAUUCCUGGCAAGGGUUUGACCCCUUCAGUUCUGGGGGACCUUUCCAGUUUAAAUUCCAUUUCAAUUAGAACUGCUAUACUCUUUUUAUUUUAUUUUUCCUUUUGCAUCUGGCAAUCUGCAUUUUUUUCUAGAUAACUUAAAAUUACCGUCUAGUCUUUGAACAGUCGUGAAAGCCAGGGUUUUGUUUUGUUUUGUUUUUGGUGAUAGUUCAAAAGGGAUAGCAAAAUCCAGCCAUAUCAAUAAUAUCAGUUAGUUCCGGGCCUCAAAGCUCCACCUCAAGACAAAUCCAUGUUUGAGAAGAAACUGACUCAAAAAAGCACUUUAAAGUUUACUAAACCAUUGGGGCCCUUUUGUGGGAAUUAAUCACUUGAAAUAACAAAAUAUACUCCAGCUUUAGUUACCACAAGAGGAAAUGCUAAAGUCUCAAGCGACUGUUGGAAGUAUUACACGUCUGCAGGAUAUGACUGUUUACAUCAAACAGACAUUGGUCACUGCAGCCAGUUUAUAGACAGUUUAAGUUGUUCUGAUUAAUGUUACAAGGACAAUUUUCUCUGAUUAAAACCUCUCCUCCUGGUUGCUUUUAAAGAAUUCAAGGGAAUUAAAUUUUUAGCCAGGUGGCAGGGAACCAUUUUCCAUUGAAAAUUUGCUUGACAUUUGAGCAGGACUGAGAUAUUGGCCAUAAUAAGUAGAACUUUGUUCUGCUCUUGAAGAUAUUUUUUUUAAAGGGUAGUAGAUGAUCAUCCUCUUCACAACUAUUAUAUGCAUGUCUGUUGCUGCACAGACUAAUAACUCACGGAGCCGACUGAAAGUGUUUUCACGCAACCGAAAUCUGAUAUAAUGAACUGUAUUCAGAACGGAGCCUGGAGUCAUCUUGGGAUGUAAUAUUGAACUUGCCUUUCUUUCACAUCCGGUCUUUUUCAAGAACGCAGUUUUGAACCCUUGUCAAAAUGAUCUUCAUCUUUCACUUUGCUUGUUCUCAUUAACACAUGGACGGCCCAGUCUAUUUCCAUGCAAGUGUCCAAACUUCUGAAAAAUUAGUGGUUGAAUCUCACUAGCUUUGGGGUGUAACGUUCUGUUCUUUAGGAAUGCUUUUGAAAUGAUUUGGAUUCAUCUCAAAAUAUGCCACGAUGGACGUUUGUUGAGUGAGCAUUCAGACAAAAAACCAGGACCCCCAAAGUGCUUUCAUGUUUCUCUCCUCGAGAAUGACUCCAGAAAUGCUGGGAGAUGUUAACCUAUUAACAAAUUAUCCUUAUGUUUUGGACAGGAUUGCAUAAAGUGCCAUUGUUAGGAUGGGGGUUUCUUUGACCAAAUCCUAUCAGUCCAUGUUUAUACAGGACGUGGUUUGGGCUGCAUUGAUGUUGCUGGAGCUGCUUGUCCUAGAAAGGCCACCAGGCCUGCGCCUGGAUUGAUCCAAAGGUUUGGCAGUGCUUCUGGGUCAAUUGAAAUCAAAGAUUGCCUUGGAAGUAUUUGCCAGAAUAAAUCAGGGGUUGAAGGGGGGGGAAGAUACGUUCUAUGAAAACUAUGUUGUUCUAUGUUGAAGGUAAUGAAAUACUAAAUAGUAUUCAACAGUAGCACAUAGUUGUUUUAAUUGCUUUAAAUCCUGAAGGGUUUUUUUGAGGGGCCAGGGUUGGCUGUGUUGGGUGGGAGGGAUAGGACAAGUUGAAUUCUGAAGUUAACAAUUGUGCCAAACCUUAAUUUGUUUCUACGCCAAGAAAUGAAUAGAAAUUGCGUUAUUAUGCUGUUGUUCCUAGUAGACUUUGGUGGAAUUUUAAAAAAUCUUAUUUCAUUCCUUUGGAAAUUAAAGAAGCUAUUUAAAAGGCAGUUCAGUUAUCAGUUGCUACCGUAAAGUAUCCAUGGAAUUAAAUGCAUCAAAUGUAGGGGAAAAAUGGGAACUUUGCCUUUUGCAAAAUAGCAGUAUAUUUUAAGACCACAAAGAUUAAAAUUUCUUUUUCAACUUUACUACUUUGAAAUCUGGAAGCUAUUUUGUGACGGUGUAGUUUUAUAUUAAAUCGGUGGCAUUGGUGUACAUGUGUUACGUCUGAAAUCUGAAAUUUAAAAUUCUGCUUUAUCAAAGCCUGUUACAUGUACUUAUCAAAAUAAUUAUUGCCUCUCUUAUUGGGACAAUGUUUGGAACCCAGUCUUCUUUAUAUUGAACAGAAAUGAGACCAAAAUAAUGCUAAAUAUUUACUAGGAGGUGUACUAUAAUAUCUAAGUCCUUUGCCCGUUAAUAUAUGAUGUGAUAAUACACGGAAACUACUGCCAAGUUUCCCCCUUUACAGCAGGGGUCUCUAACCUUGGCAACUUUAAGACUUGUGGACUUCAACUCCCAGAAUUCUGUGAGUUGAAGUCUACAAGUCUUAAAGUUGCCAAGGUUGGAGACCCCUGCUCUACAGGAAGCUGUGGUCUACAGAAGAGUGGUCAAAGUAAUACACUUUCUUCUUUUUAUAUAAUUUUGUGACAGGCUAACAGAAACUGUUUUAUCUGUUUUGCUAUAUUUUGCAAUGGGAGGUUGCAAUACUUGAUUCCAAAUGGAUACUUUGUCUAAUUGGAAAAAGAAAUGGUUGCUUUAAAAGAAACAAAUACAAAUUUUAGGUGUAUACACACCAAAGUCUCUUUUCUGAAUGGUUCCUGACGUUCUCUGUCGCCCUACUUUAUACUAAAGAAUUGGCCAGCAAGCUUAAGCUGGAAGCUCAAGAGCAGGGUUUUUCAAAUGUGUUCUACAAAAUUUAAGGAGAGAUUAAAGGCAAAUAAGAGUUAAUCCC
Molecule: messenger RNA, 4314 nt
Organism: Pantherophis guttatus
Lineage: Eukaryota; Metazoa; Chordata; Lepidosauria; Squamata; Colubridae
Gene: DNAJC3
Product: DnaJ heat shock protein family (Hsp40) member C3
Biological process (GO): protein folding in endoplasmic reticulum
Cellular component (GO): endoplasmic reticulum
Molecular function (GO): protein-folding chaperone binding; misfolded protein binding
Source: RefSeq, a predicted model, not a curated record